AUGUCUGAGGUCCCCCGGGCUGAGACCUUUGUCUUCCUGGACCUGGAAGCCACUGGGCUCCCCAAUGUGGACCCCGAGAUUGCGGAGAUAUCCCUGUUCGCUGUCCACCGCUCCUCUCUGGAGAGCCCAGAGCGUGAUGAGGCUGGCACCCCCAUGCUGCCCCGCAUCCUUGACAAGCUUACCCUGUGCAUGUGCCCGGAACGCCCCUUCACCUCCAAGGCCAGCGAGAUCACCGGCCUGAGCAGCGAGGGCCUGGCUCAGUGCCGGAAGGCCGGCUUCGACGAGGCCGUGGUGCGGACGCUGCAGGCCUUCCUCAGCCGCCAGGAGGGCCCCAUCUGCCUCGUGGCUCACAACGGCUUUGAUUACGACUUCCCCUUGCUGUGCACGGAGCUGCAGCGUCUAGGUGCCCACCUGCCGCGGGAUACCACCUGCCUGGAUACGCUGCCAGCCCUGCGGGGCCUGGACCGUGCCCACAGCCAUGGCACCCGGGCCCAGGGCUGCAAGGGCUACAGUCUGGGCAGCCUCUUUCGCCGCUACUUCCAGGCAGAGCCCAGCGCGGCCCACUCGGCCGAGGGAGAUGUGCACACGCUGCUCAUGGUCUUUUUGCACCGCGCCGCCGAGCUGCUCACCUGGGCCGACGAGCAGGCCCGCAGCUGGGCUCACAUCCGGCCCAUGUACACGCCGCCCGACAGCCCGAGCCUGGAGGACUGA
Messenger RNA from Pipistrellus nathusii (Nathusius's pipistrelle), 711 nucleotides. Lineage: Eukaryota; Metazoa; Chordata; Mammalia; Chiroptera; Vespertilionidae. The record is from the annotation of a GenBank genome assembly.